AUGGAGGCCACGCUGAAGAUGUUUGCGUUCUUGUUGCUGUGCUGCCUUUGCAACGGAGGAAACGCUUACGAGGAAUGCAAGCCGUCGGACCUGGCCAUCACGCAGAUCGUCGUGCCGGGCCACGUCGUCGGAGGGUAUCGGGUGUACGCGGUGGCGGUGGAGAACAGGUGCAUCUGCUCGCAGGGCGAGGUCAAGCUGGCGUGCCGCGGGUUCAACUCCUCCGUACACGUCGACCCAGCUGGCGUCCUACGGCCGGACGGCGACGGCGAGCUCUGCACCCUCAACGGCAGCCGCCCCAUCGCCAUGGGUCUCGAGUAUGCCGUCAAGUUCUACUACGCGUGGAGCUCCCAGUUCAGCUUCAAGCCCGUGUCGUCCACCAUCGCCUGUAGCCCGGCUGCUCCUGAGCCCUCAUGGUGA
Phragmites australis (common reed) is the source of this 417-nucleotide messenger RNA. RefSeq lists its product as uncharacterized. NCBI's taxonomy places the organism in Eukaryota, Viridiplantae, Streptophyta, Magnoliopsida, Poales, Poaceae. The coding region runs from base 1 to 417 and encodes 138 amino acids. The transcript has 2 exons. The record is from RefSeq and is a predicted model, not a curated record. Gene Ontology annotation, biological process: cell fate determination.